Lodderomyces theae is the source of this 1053-nucleotide messenger RNA. RefSeq lists its product as uncharacterized. The record is from RefSeq and is a predicted model, not a curated record. The transcript has a single exon. Gene Ontology annotation, biological process: pantothenate biosynthetic process. Lineage: Eukaryota; Fungi; Ascomycota; Pichiomycetes; Serinales; Debaryomycetaceae. Bases 1 to 1053 code for a protein of 350 amino acids. Gene Ontology annotation, molecular function: 2-dehydropantoate 2-reductase activity. Gene Ontology annotation, cellular component: cytoplasm.
AUGGGGAAACCAAAAGUGUUAGUCAUUGGAUCAGGUGGAGUCGGUACCAUCUCUGCUGUAUCAUUAAAACACAACAACCAGUCUGAAGUGACGUUGGUCGUUCGUUCCGAUUACGACUUGAUAAAAUCACAAGGUUACUCGAUCUCAUCAUGUACUUAUGGGAAAUUGACCAAUUGGCAACCACACAACCUUGCUAAAUCAGUGGAAGAUGCUGUUGAACGAUUCGGUCCCUUUGACUAUAUUCUCUUAACUACAAAGAACAUCCCUGACGGACCAGUUACUUGUGAGGACAUUGUUGCACCAGCAAUCAAGACUGGUGACGAAGUGAUCAUUUUAUUGCAGAAUGGAAUCAAUAUUGAGAAAACCAUGUUGGAGAGAUUUCCAGGACAUUUGGUUCUCAGUGGAGUAUCCUUGAUUGCAAGUACUUACCAACAUGGUCAUGUUGAAAAUAAGGGCCCAGAUAAUGUUUUCCUUGGAGAUUUCGUAAAACCAAGCCAACAUCCUUUGUCGAAAGCUAAAAUCGAUGAAUUUAUAUCAAUUUAUCACAAUCCCGAUUACAACAAAAUCGCCAUUGAUAACGAUGUUCAGAAAACUCGAUGGGAGAAAUUGAUCUAUAACUCAACGUUCAACACCAUUACUGCGUUGGUCGACUUGGACGUCACUAGAUUGCAAAUCAAUAAUGCCAAUGAGGAGUUGUUGCGUCCAGCGAUGAAAGAAGUUGUUGCCAUUGCCAAAAGUGUCGGUGUCGAAUGUGAUGUUUCCAAGAUUGAAGGGAUGAUCCAUAUAGGCGAUGGAAUUUUCUAUGCUCCGUCAAUGUGCGUUGAUAUGAGAAAGAAGCAAUUGAUGGAGUUGGAGAUUAUUUUGGGAAAUCCAAUAAGGAUUGCUAGAGAAAACGGAGUAGCUGCUCCUGUCUUGUCGGUGAUCUAUUCAUUGUUGAAAAUGGUUCAAUUUAGAAUAAAAGAGGAGAGAAAGAUGUUUACGAUAAAUGAGGCUGAUUUCAAGGGCAACUCCGAUGAUUAUCCAGCAGUUUUCAAACAGAAAUAUACACAUUAA